UCCAGCCUGAAUGACCCAGUGAGAUGCUGUCUUACCAAAAAAAAAAAAGGAAAAAAAUUUUACAUCAUGUCAUGUAAGUCCUAGACUCUAAUCUUUUGUUUGUAGUACAAAAAAUCCACUGAUCUAAUUUUAAAAGAAUGUCAUAUCAUGUACUUAGUUCCUGUUCAUUGUUAUUUUUUUAGGUUUUCAAAUAUAGAUACUAUUAUUGCUGUACUAAAGUAGACAAGAAUUCUCUCAGUUUUAAUAAUGGGAAAACAGUAAGAUGACUACAUUAAGUCGAUUUCCAGAUUAUUUAAACUUUUAAAAGAGUUGUUUUUAAGGGAAAUGAAUAGAAAUGACCCACUUUGAGGAACCCAUGGCAAAAUCAAACACAAAACACAGAGUUUGUUCUCGGGAAUCUUCAGUAUCUUCUUUGCUAGCAAGCUGCAGCCUGAAUGGUAGUAAUUCCUCUAACUCUGAUGGCUCUUUUCACUUUAAGAAUAAACUGUAUAGAUCUGCUUCCCAGGCUCUACAGGCCUACAUUGAUGAUUUUGAUCUAAGCCGAAUAUAUCCUGGUGCAAGCACUGGAAAAAUUAACAUUGAUGAGAACUCUACUGAUAUGCCACAUUUCUCCAACGAUAUUUACAAACCAAACAAUGCUUUUGAAAAUCCUGAUCACAAAAAGCACUCAAACUCCUUAUUCUAUAGAAGACAGACUAUUAAUGACAUAGACUCCAUUAGCCUAACAACUGAUGAUCUAUUAAAACUUCCAGCAGAUGGAUCAUUUUCUUUCACUUAUGUUGGACCAAGCAACCGAACGAGCAAGAAAAAAAAGGGAUGCAUUGGAAGACUGGGUUCAUUGAACAUUGAAAAGAAUUCAAAUUUUCAAGAACCUUCCACUCCCAUGGACAAGGAUAACUUAGUUACUCCUGCUGUAUGCACAAAUAUAAAUGGAAAGCAAUGUGGUAGGCUAAAAAACCCAAAACAUAUGAAUAGGACUAAUAAAUGUGUUUCUGAGUCAUCUUUAUCUUUUCCCAAGAAAUCAUCUUUCAAGGACAGUUCAGAACACCAUCGUGGAAAGAAUUAUCCAAGAUGGCUCACUAGCCAGAAAUCUGACCUUAACGUUUCGGGGAUAACUAGUAUACCUGAUUUCAAAUACCCAGUCUGGCUCCACAAUCAAGACUUGCUACCUGAUGCAAAUAGUCAAAGUGUUCCUAAAAUAUUUAAAGAAGAUCAGUGUUCCCCUAGACAUAGUUAUCAGGCACAAAGAACUUCUCGGCACGUGAAUAAAUCAGAUUGUUUUGAAUAUUCUUUUGAACCUUCAGACUUUCCAAAUUCCAUGAGUGAUGAUAAAGAAUUAGUUAAUGAAUACAAAUGUGAUUUUGAUCGUAGUCAAUGUCACUAUGAAAAUCCACUUCUCCCAGGACAAUCCACAAAGCCAUUCAGUGGUGACAAAAUUCAGUUGCUUAUCCUGAAGGCCAAGAGAAAUCUAGAGCAGUGCCCUGAAGAAACACCAAGGUCUAUGAAAAAGGAUGACAGCCCUUGCUCAUUAGAUAAACUUGAAGCAGAAAGAUCAUGGGAAAAUAUUCCUGUUACUUUCAAAUCUCCUGUUCCUGUUAACUCUGAUGAUAGUCCUCAAACUUCAGGGGCAAAGUGUGCUAAAGGGGUUCUUGAAGACUUUUUAAAUGAUGAUAAUCAGAGCUGCACCCUUUCUGGAGGCAAACAUCACGGUCCUGUUGAAGCCCUGAAACAAAUGUUAUUUAAUCUUCAAGCAGUACAAGAAAGUUUUAAUCAGAAUAAAUCCACAGAACCAAAAGAAGAGAUUAAACAAAUUUCAGAAGAUGACCUCUCUAAAUUACAGUUGAAGGAAAGUAUGAUUCCUAUUACUAAGUCACUUCAAAAGGCUUUGCACCAUUUAUCUCGCCUGAGAGACCUUGUUGAUGAUACCAGUGGAAAGCAGUCACCAAAAACGUGAAGAGGAAAAUAAAACUGUCGCCACAAUAAAUAGUCAGCACAGAACAAAUAUGCAUUUUUUUCCUAUUACUUAAACUGACAAAGUUAUUAUAAGCCAUACAUAAUUCUGUGACUGGUUCAAGUAUUAUAUAUUUCUAAAAACUAAACUUGAAAACAUCCAUAGGAUUUGUGACCUAUCGCUUACUAUGUGCCAAAAUAGUAGAAUGUGAAGUGGAAGGACCCACAAUAUAUCCUAUAGUCUUACUUUGGUCUUUAGGCCAGCAAAUGUCUAAUAUUCAAAGAUGGAUGAUUUCUCUUCUUGAAGCUUUUGUGACCUAACCUUCUUUCAGCAUCCUCAUCAUUUUAUCAUCUGGUUCUGGAUUAUUAAGAAACUUUAUGGUUUCUAUCAAAAUCUUAAGUUAAAAAGACUUUUUUGGAUAUAGUUAGUAUCACUUUUAAGCAGCUUAAACAAAUAUCAAAAUUGUUAUUGUAUAUCUUAUCCAUAUCAAAGCCUGUCACUUUUAAGUUUCCAUAAAUCAAAUAUUUAAGAUA
Molecule: messenger RNA, 2484 nt
Organism: Lemur catta (Ring-tailed lemur)
Lineage: Eukaryota; Metazoa; Chordata; Mammalia; Primates; Lemuridae
Gene: C16H18orf54
Product: chromosome 16 C18orf54 homolog
Exons: 8
Coding region: 335-1954 (539 amino acids)
Biological process (GO): activation of protein kinase B activity
Cellular component (GO): Golgi apparatus; plasma membrane
Source: RefSeq, a predicted model, not a curated record